AUGGAUGAAAGUAUCAACCAAGAACUACGUAGGAAUAAUAAUGCUGAAAAUAAUUAUGCUUCGAAUGACCCUUCUCUUCCUUCCGCAUCUAACAAAAGUCAAUCACAAACUUCUAAUGUUCGGGAGAAAACUAAUCUUGCUUGGAGAUACGUUGCUUUACAAAAUAUAAAUGAAAAACCGCAUUACCAAUGCUUAUUUUGUCUGAGUACUUUUGGGGGUAGGGGAAUUAAUAGAAUGAAAAAGCAUUUGGCGAAGAUAGGUGGAGACAUUAAGAAGUGUUCUAAGGUCUCAUAUGAUGAAGAAAAACAAAUGGAAGGUUUAUUGAAAGAGAUUCAGAAAAGUAAAACUAGUAAAAGGAAAGUAAGUUUCAAUGAAGAGGGUAGUGAUGAAAUUGAGGAUGCAAUUGACGAAGCAAUAGCGCAAGAAAAACAACAAACUCCGAGUCAGUUACUAACUAAGCAGGUGAUUGGAGGUGAUCCCAAAAAGAAAGCAAAAACCAUUAUUCCUCCUAUGUUUGCAUCAAGAACAACUCUGGGAAGUCAACCAAGUCUGAAAAGUGUGUUUCAAAACAAAGAGGCGCUUCAUGAAGUUGAUAAGCGAGUGGCUAGAUGGCUUUUGGAUUGUAGGAUUCCUUUCAAUGCGGUUAUGUCACCCUUUUUUCAAGAUAUGUUGGAUGGUGUUGCUGGCAUUGGGCCUGGUUAUAAAGGUCAUUCUUAUGAUAAACUGAGGGUUAACUUAUUAGCCGAUCUCAAAAGGGAGUGUCAAAUAGUUGUUGAUAGUUAUAGGUCUGCUUGGAAAGAAACUGGAUGUACUCUCAUGGCUGAUGAUGCUUCAAAUGUGGUAAAAAAUGCUUCAAGCUUGUGUGACUUGUUUUCGGAGGUGAUUAAAUGGAUUGGACCUGAUAAUAUUGUUCAUGUAGUGACUGAUAAUGCGGCGAAUUAUGUGGCUGCGGGUAGGCUUAUUAAUAAGAAGUUUGAAAAUAUUCACUGGUCACCUUGUGCUGCUCAUUGCUUGAAUCUUAUUCUAAAAGAUAUAAGCAGCAUGCCACAUAUUUCUAACCUUACAACACGUGCUUCGAAGAUUACUGUGUUUGUGUAUAAUCAUACGAUGUUCUUGUCCUGGCUAAGACAAAUAAAUGAUUGGAAGGAGAUUGUGCGCCCAGGUGCAACUCGUUUUGCCACUGUCUUCAUCACAUUGCAUUGUAUCUUUGAGUGCAAAAUGGAUUUACAAGCAUUGGUUGUUGAUCCACACUUUAUCGAACAUAAAUUAGGAAGGAGUGCUAAUGGUAGAGCUGUGAGUGCAAUUAUGCUAGACAAUAAAUUUUGGGAUGAUUGUUUUACUGCAUGCAAAAUUGUGAGUCUGUUGAUUAAAUUUCUAAGAUUGGUAGAUACCGAUGAUAAACCAUCAUUGGAAAUUGUUUAUGAAGGUAUGUUGAGAUCAGAAAAUGGAAACAAAGAAAUGUUCAAGCAUAGUAAGGCUGCAUAUCAACCUUACACAGAGAUUAUCAACUCAAGAUGGGACAAACAUUUGAAAAAAAUCUUCAUGCAGCAGCUUAUUUCUUGA
Molecule: messenger RNA, 1563 nt
Organism: Arachis ipaensis
Lineage: Eukaryota; Viridiplantae; Streptophyta; Magnoliopsida; Fabales; Fabaceae
Source: RefSeq, a predicted model, not a curated record